Molecule: messenger RNA, 834 nt
Organism: Colletotrichum destructivum
Lineage: Eukaryota; Fungi; Ascomycota; Sordariomycetes; Glomerellales; Glomerellaceae
Product: Putative prolyl 4-hydroxylase, alpha subunit
Exons: 2
Coding region: 1-834 (277 amino acids)
Biological process (GO): peptidyl-proline hydroxylation to 4-hydroxy-L-proline
Cellular component (GO): endoplasmic reticulum
Molecular function (GO): iron ion binding; L-ascorbic acid binding; procollagen-proline 4-dioxygenase activity
Source: RefSeq, a predicted model, not a curated record
AUGAACACAGAGCAGGCAAAGAAAGAAAAUGAUAGGGGACGGACAUUGGGUUACGGAAACCUGUCACUGAUAUGGAUUGCGCUCGUGGCCGUUCCUUUGGCAGUCUAUCUGGCUUCUGGGCUCUCUCUGUUCGACGUGCCGGGAACCCAACUCACAACCACGAUCGUGUCAUACGACCCCCUCAUCAUUUAUCUUGAGGACUUUCUGUCCGCAAGCGAAGUCAAAUACUUGAAACAAGUAGCACAGGAAAGAUAUGUCCCUUCCAAAGUUGUGGAUGAAAACAAUGAGAAAUUGGAUAAGACAUCGUUUACGCGCCGGAGUUCGUCGGCCUUCCUACCCGGAAAGGAUGAUAUCGUCAAGUCCGUGAUAGCCCGCGCGGCGCAGUUCCAGGGUUUCGCGCCCACGAACCAUUUCGAAAACAUCCAAGCUACGAAGUACGUCUCUGGCCAGGAGUACAUGCCACACUAUGAUGUGUUGUCCACCAAGCCGCCGCCACUUGGGAAAGAAAACGGGUCCGAAAACGCGACGGAGAGGCUGUCAACCAUGUUUGUGAUACUGGAGGACAGCUGUGGGACGCACUGCGGCACGCAGUUCCCCCAAAUUGCGAUCGACUGGGCUUCGGAGGACCCCAGGUGGUGUGAGUUCGUCGAUUGCGCGGAGAAGAGGCUUACAUUUCCGCCGAGAGCCGGGAACGCCAUAUUCUGGAAGAACUUGCGGGAAGACGGGUCGCUGCACGAGGACACUCUCCAUGCUGGUCUGCCGCUGCAACAUGGCGCCAAGAUCGGACUCAACAUCUGGAUGAGGAAUGGGAUAUAUCCACACGUAUCUACAUAA